AUGCCGCCAAUUCUGGAAUACGGUGAUAAAAUUAUCAUGCCUGCUUCAGCUCUAGAUCGACUCGCAAGUAUGAACAUAGAAUAUCCAAUGCUAUUUGAACUGAGAAAUUCUUCUGCUGAUAGAACGACUCACUGUGGAGUUUUAGAAUUCACAGCUGACGAAGGGACUGUGUCCUUACCAAAUUGGGUAUAUAACUAUAUAUCUUUUCCUUUCAUUGUUCAUAUUCAGUAA
Molecule: messenger RNA, 231 nt
Organism: Lathyrus sativus (Indian pea)
Lineage: Eukaryota; Viridiplantae; Streptophyta; Magnoliopsida; Fabales; Fabaceae
Source: the annotation of a GenBank genome assembly